GAAGAGUGACCAGAAGAGAGGAGAAACAAAAAGCAAAAAAGGUGUGAGUGAGCAGGUGAGAAGGGAAACAGGUCUGAGAGGUAGCCCCACCCCCCACCCCCUACCCCCCGCCCCCCGCCAGCCAGAAAAGGAGGGAUACCGCAGCUGGGGGCCCCAGCACUCACACGGCCUUCUUGCCCCGUCCUUGGGACCCCAGAGCUGCCCUUGAUGGAGGAGGGCAGACCUCGGAGCAGCCUCAGCCUGGCCAGCAGCGCUUCCACCAUCUCCUCGCUGGGCAGCCUGAGCACCAAGAAGCCUCCCCGGGCAGUAAGCAAGGUGCAUGCCUUUGGGAAAAGAGGCAAUGCUCUCCGAAGAGAUCCCAACCUCCCAGUGCACAUCCGAGGCUGGCUUCAUAAGCAGGACAGCUCCGGGCUCCGGCUCUGGAAACGCCGCUGGUUCGUCCUCUCCGGCCACUGCCUCUUCUAUUACAAGGACAGCCGCGAGGAGAGCGUCCUGGGCAGCGUCCUGCUCCCUAGCUACAGCAUCAGGCCUGAUGGGCCAGGAGCUCCCCGAGGGCGGCGAUUCACCUUCACCGCUGAGCACCCAGGCAUGAGGACCUAUGUUCUGGCCGCGGACACUCUGGAGGACCUGCGGGGCUGGCUGAGGGCGCUGGGCCGGGCCUCAAGAGCGGAGGGGGACGACUUUGGUCGACCCAGGUCACCCCCACGUCCCCAGCCUGGAGAGGGCCCUGGUGGCCCUGGUGGUCCCCCAGAGGUGAGCAGAGGGGAAGAGAGACACGGCUUAGAGUCACCAGAGGUGGCUCGGCUCUCCAGACUUCGUGGACGACCUGGGCUGCUCACUCCCAGCCCCACAGCCGACCUCCAAUCUGGACCUCGGAUCCGGAGGACCAGGAGCCCAGACCUAUUCACACCCCUCUCUCGCCCUCCCUCCCCUCUGAGCCUUCCCCGGCCCCGUUCUGCUCCUGUGCGCAGACCCCCUCCAUCUUCUGGUGACAUAGCACCUCUUGCUAGACCCCAUACCCCUCUGAGUCGCAUCGAUGUCCGGCCUCCCCUGGAUUGGGGCCCUCAGCGCCAGACACUCUCCAGGCCCCCAACUCCCCGGCGAGGACCCUCCUCUGAGUCUGGGGGAGGAAGGCCCCCCAGGAGUCCCCAGCACUGGAGUCAGGAGGCCAGAACACAGGCCCCCUCUGGCUCCUCCACAUAUCUCCAACUACCCCCGAGAGCUCCCGGGACACGGGCUUCCAUGGUUUUAUUGCCGGGUCCCCCGCUGGAUUCAACUUUUCACCAAAGCUUGGAGACAGAUACUCUGUUGACCAAAUUGUGUGGGCAGGACCGGCUCUUGAGGAUGCUGCGGGAGGAGAUAGACCAGAGACAGGAGGAGAAGGAGCAGCUGGAAGCAGCCUUGGAGUUGACCAGGCAGCAACUGGGCCAAACAGCCAGAGAGGCUGCGGCUCCAGGGAGGGCGUGGGGGCGCCAGCGCCUCCUGCAGGACCGGCUGGUCAGUGUAAGGGCUACUCUCUGUCACCUGACUCAGGAGCGGGAGCGCGUUUGGGACGCAUACAGCAGCUUGGAACAGGAGCUGGGCACCUUGAGGGAGACCCUGGAGUACCUGCUGCACCUUGGUUCCCCCCAGGACAGAGCAUCAGCUCAGCAACAGCUAUGGAUGGUGGAAGACACGCUGGCAGGUCUGGGGGGCCCCCAGAAGCCACCCCCCAACACAGAACCUGACUCCCCAUCCCCUGCGCUUCAAGCAGAGGAGUCAUCAGAGAGGGAGAGCCUGCCUGAGUCAUUGGAACUGAGCUCAACCCGGUUGCCUGAGGCUGACUGGGGGCGGCCCCCUGGGGGCGACAGAGACCUCUCCAGCCCUCGCUCAGGUCUUGGAUCACCGAGGGUCUCCCGGGCUUCCAGCCCCGAGAGUCGCCGCCCGGCUUCCCCACAGGCAGGAACCAAGCCUCCCCUCGCCCGGCCUCGGAUGAGCGCUCAGGAGCAGAUGGAGAGAAUACGCCGAAACCAGGAGUUUGGACGGCCUCUCCCUCGCCCAGCCUCCCCCCGGCUUCUCACUCUGGGAAGGACGCUGUCCCCUGCUAGACGCCAGCCUGACACAGAACCAAGGAGCUGGGAUUCGAGGUUCACCCCAAUAAGUUCCUGUGCUGCUGAUGGCUCCCCUAGGGGGGUGCAGGUGGGGGAGGCAGAGACCUCUUCACAUCACCAAUGUUUUUCCUUCAGGAUGGGGGUCACAGUUCAGGACUGUGGGUCCCACUUUUUUUUUUUUUUCGUUACUAUGUGUUAUCAAAGGGGAAAACAAUGAGCAAGUAAGGGAAUGAUUAUAUUCAUCCUGUCGCAAUGGGGAGAGCAUUCCAGAUCUGAAGAUGAAUGUCGCGGCCCAUGGUUUCAUCUGAGACUUUUCUAGGGAGUAAUUAGACAAGUCAUAGGUGGGGUGAUUUUACAGCUGGGAUUAUUUUUGUAAUCAGGAGACAUCUCGGUUGAACACCAAAUGUUUAUCUCUGUGUCUAGUUAGUUUGAAGGGGACAAGCAGUUCAGCUAAUUCUUUAUGAGCCCAAAAUUGUGAAUUUGGAGGGCCCUUUCCUGGCCUUGUUGUAGGUAAAUUAGGGGGUGGUCAUCUGUCAGUCCUGUGGAGGUCAUACAAAGGAAGAGAGGUUCUGUGGUAGGCCAUUUCCCGGAAGCCAAAGGGAUCUGUAUUGGGGGGUGGGGGUGGGGCAGAUUUUCUUAAUGCUUGCUGUUUUCCAGGAAUGCAUGUAAAGUUAAAUAUUGUCUCUGAGGCAAUUUCACUCCCUCUCAGAGCCCCCCUCAUUUCGCCCUCAAAAUGAGAACAUGGGAACUUCCUGGUGAGGAGGAAUUUUAAUGCCCCAA
Molecule: messenger RNA, 2870 nt
Organism: Mustela erminea (ermine)
Lineage: Eukaryota; Metazoa; Chordata; Mammalia; Carnivora; Mustelidae
Gene: PLEKHA4
Product: pleckstrin homology domain containing A4
Exons: 18
Coding region: 208-2307 (699 amino acids)
Source: RefSeq, a predicted model, not a curated record